Molecule: messenger RNA, 1657 nt
Organism: Lingula anatina
Lineage: Eukaryota; Metazoa; Brachiopoda; Lingulata; Lingulida; Lingulidae
Source: RefSeq, a predicted model, not a curated record
AAGAGCAUAUCCGCGCUCCGGUGGCACAACUAGAGACGUUUUACAAGAAGAAACAGCUAGGAGCAACAGAUAUACUUAUUUGCUGUCACCAAACCAGUGCACUUAAAGAAAAAGAUAGAAAUAGCACAAGAGAAUUGCUCCAAGUUUGCUAACCGUGCACUACAAACAUGAUGAAGGUCCUGUUAUUGACGCUCUGUGUCGUCCUUCUCACCCGUGACGUCAGGUCACAAUCUUCCAGUGCUUCUUCUUCUGCUGCUGCCUCUGCAAGUUCUAACAGCGCCGCCGCAUCAUCUUCAGCAGCCGCAUCAUCUUCAGCAGCCGCAUCAAGUGCGUCCGCCGCCGCCUCCUCUGCCGCCGCUUCCUCCUCGGCGGCCGCUUCGUCAUCUGCUGCUGCCGCCUCCUCAUCAGCUGCAGCUUCAUCGUCAGCAGUUGCAGCAUCCAGCGCUGGCGCAUCCUCAUCCGCGAAUGCCGCAGCGACGUCCUCAGCCAGUGCUGCUGCAGCCACUACAUCAGCUGCUGCUGCAUCAUCAGCGGGCGGUGGUGCUGCUACCACCGUGACCAAUACGGCCACCUCUGCUGCCAGUUCAUCGAGCUCAUCUGCCUCUUCUUCUGGAGGUGUUAGCUGUAAAUCCUGCGACCCAGGCACUGGAGUGGACUGUAAAGUGACAAGUAACCUGAACACCACUACUUGUGCAAGCAGUGACUGCUUUUUCGUUCACUAUUACACGAGUAACGGCACAGACGGGUAUGCCUUUGGCUGCGCCGAUGAUGUCAAGACUUACAUGGGACUGACCACGGGAGCAACCUGCAGCGAUUACACGACUACAAGCGGUAUGUCUGUGUCCACGGCCGGCGCGGCGAUCUGCCGUUUUAACGCCAAAUGCUGCUCUACCACCGACUGCAACAUCGGAGAAGAUCUCGGCAGCAACUCCUGCUCGGACAGUGGAGCUGAAUCGAUUUUCAUCUCAUGCACUCUACUAUUUAUUUCGCUGAUUGCUGCAUUGUUACGGUAAUUUGGUGAUCUAUCGCCUGAACUCGCCUUUUUCCAUUCCAUUCAACAGUACACUUCCUCAAAUUUAUGCCUAAUGCGUUUCUAUAUUGUUAGAAGAUUAUGCGAUUUAACUUUUUCUCAUUGCCAAACAUACCAAACCGUGGACGUUUUAGUCAAGGACAACUUUAAGUGUUAGUGACACUUUUUCUCAUCUGACAAAUUGAAAUUGCCUUCUGGUUAUAAAAGACUAUAUUAUCUUAUGCAUCGCUGUGAUAACUAUGUUCUAUAGACAUUAAGACGCAUUGAUGCAGCAAGUGCCUUAAUGAUGUCUGGCAAUGAGGAGGAUGAACAAAAGCACAGUCUAUGAUGUUGGAAAGUGAAUAACGACAGAGUGAUACGUAUUUGGCCGGAAGGCCUUUGCGACUUAUGACGUCAUUACCGCCAACUGACGACCGCGCAGCAUGAUUCCUCUAAAUGCGUUACAGACAGAUAAGCGGCGCUUGCAGCAACGCGAAUGUGUCACAAACUGAGACCACGUCUCCAGACAGAUGAAGUAUUGCUAUAAGUGUUGUCAUAGCAACAACGUUUAGCUUACAAGUCAUUUGUAUAUUUUUCUACAUUACAAGUACAUCAGAAUGUUUAAACAUGUUUUUAUAAAAUAUAUAU